UGCUGCGCAGUUCAACUCCACAUAAAGACGUCUACACACACCUCUUUCGCCCUCAUUCCAGCUCAAACAAUGAUGGUCUCGCCUUCCUUGCCUGCGAGCCUUCCGGUGAUUCUGCUUUUGCUGCCCCUGGUCUGCAGCGAACCCAUCCACAUCCCGCUUGUCAAUCGAAGGACUGAUCGAGUCCGCACUCUUACCGACCACUUUGCUGCCGGGUCGUCUGCGCGGUCAAGAUAUGGCUAUGCUACCGGUCUUCCAUCCACGUCUUCAAGGAUUCGACGGGGUAGCACGAUCGACUUCUCAAUGGAAGACCAGGGAGCCGACGCGAGUUACAUUGGCAGUGUUUCCAUUGGCACGCCACCACAGACCUUCUCGGUUAUACUGGACACCGGAAGUUCCGACCUUUGGGUCGUGGACUCACAGUGUCUAAGCUGUGGCGGGGGCAGCUCCUUCACGUCUUCAUCUUCGUCGUCGUUUCUGCAAUCAAGCAGCCAAUCAGUGGAAAUCGUCUAUGGCUCUGGGCAGGUGGCCGGAACUGUAGCUACAGAUACUGUUAGCAUGGGCAGCCUCAGUGUUUCCUCGCAGGGGUUCUUAUUGGCAGAGCAGCUUACGCAGAAUCUCAUCCAGGGUCAAGUUUCCGGCCUGAUUGGUCUGGCCUUCCAGAGCCUAGCGCAGACGCAGGCUGUCCCUUUCUGGCAAGCCCUGAUCAACGCUAAUCAACUGUCGUCACCCGAAAUGUCAUUCCACUUGCUUCGCUCCUUAAGCUCGGGGGAUGCGCCAGGGGGGACAUUCACGCUCGGGGGCACCAACGCAUCGUUGUACACAGGGGACAUCGACUUCCAGAAUCUCGUCCAGUCUCCCGCAGGUGCGGCACAGACAUACUGGCUCUUGGACAUGUCAGCCGUCACGGUUCAAGGGAACGCGGUCACUCUACCACAGGGAGAUUCGGUCACAGCUGCUAUUGACACUGGAACGAGCCUGAUCGGUGCUCCCAGCAGCACCGUUUCAGCGAUCUGGGCUGCCGUUGAUGGGGCAAGUCCUCUCUCCGCCUCGAUAGGCCAAGGAUACUACCAGUUCCGUGCGUUGCACUUGUCGUCUGUGUCUUGGCCUGUGGACGUACUGAGAUCCAACAGCCUGCUCUACCAACGUGAGCGUGACCCUCUCGUUCGGAGCAAAGCCUGGCCUAUUAGCCCUGAGGAUAUGAAUCUGGGGCCCAUUCAGCAAGGCAGCUCUUUUUGCGUCGGAGCCAUAUUCGACUUGACGCUUGGCUCACAAGCCAGUUCAGGCAGUCCCGGCUGGGUGGUCGGGACACUUUCCUGGUCAGCUCCUACUCUCAUCAGCAAUUCAAUUCUGUUUGACGACGAAUGUCGACAGAAAAAUGUGUACACCGUAUUCCGACAAACCCAGCGUCUGUUGGGUUUGCCCAGCUUCUUCGGACCCACUGUGUCGUCUUCAACGAGUGGAACUGCUGUCAUCCCAGGGAACCCUGGCCUACCGACCGGGUCAGCGUCGGGAUCAGCGUCGGGAUCGACCUCGACGACUGUUAUUGUAAGUCCCAGCGGUCAACCCAAAUCCAUGCAUUUGACCUAG
Molecule: messenger RNA, 1587 nt
Organism: Mycena citricolor
Lineage: Eukaryota; Fungi; Basidiomycota; Agaricomycetes; Agaricales; Mycenaceae
Source: the annotation of a GenBank genome assembly